GAGCUGUCGUCACCGCGGCCCUCGCGCCUCAAUGAAAGGCGGCGGAGGCGCGAGACGUGACGAGGAGUCCGUUAAUGAGACGAGAUGCCGCGUGAGAUCAUAACGCUGCAACUCGGACAGUGCGGGAACCAAAUCGGGUUCGAGUUCUGGAAGCAGCUGUGUGCGGAGCAUGGCAUCAGCCCCGAGGGCAUCGUGGAGGAGUUCACCACCGAGGGCACGGACCGCAAGGACGUCUUCUUCUACCAGGCGGACGACGAACACUACAUCCCGAGAGCGGUGCUCCUCGACCUGGAGCCCAGGGUGAUCCACUCCAUCCUGAACUCGCCCUAUGCAAACCUGUACAAUCCGGAGAACAUCUACCUGUCAGAACAUGGAGGGGGUGCAGGGAACAACUGGGCCAGCGGCUUCUCCCAGGGGGAGAAGAUCCACGAGGACAUCUUCGACAUCAUCGACAGGGAAGCGGAUGGCAGUGACAGUCUGGAGGGCUUUGUACUCUGCCACUCCAUAGCAGGCGGUACAGGGUCGGGUCUGGGCUCCUACCUGUUGGAGAAGCUGAACGACAGGUACCCCAAGAAGCUGGUGCAGACCUACUCGGUGUUCCCCAACCAGGACGAGAUGAGCGAUGUGGUGGUGCAGCCCUACAACUCGCUGCUGACGCUCAAGAGGCUCACGCAAAACGCCGACUGUGUGGUCGUGCUGGACAACACCGCUCUGAACCGCAUCGCCACAGACCGGCUCCACAUCCAGAACCCCUCCUUCUCCCAGAUCAACCAGCUGGUCUCCACCAUCAUGUCCGCCAGCACCACGACCCUGCGCUACCCCGGCUACAUGAACAACGACCUCAUCGGUCUCAUCGCAUCCCUCAUCCCAACACCUCGGCUGCACUUCCUCAUGACCGGCUACACCCCCCUCACCACCGACCAGUCGGUGGCUAGCGUGAGGAAGACCACGGUGUUGGAUGUGAUGCGGAGGCUGCUGCAACCCAAGAAUGUGAUGGUGUCGACGGGACGAGACCGCCAGACCAACCACUGCUACAUCGCCAUCCUGAACAUCAUCCAGGGGGAAGUGGACCCCACGCAGGUGCACAAGAGCCUGCAGAGGAUCAGAGAGAGGAAGCUGGCUAACUUCAUCCCCUGGGGGCCCGCCAGCAUCCAGGUGGCGCUGUCCAGAAGGUCCCCGUACCUGCCGUCUGCACACCGCGUCAGCGGACUGAUGAUGGCCAAUCACACGAGCAUUUCCUCCCUUUUUGAGCGAACGUGCCGGCAGUACGACAAGCUGCGCAAACGCGAGGCCUUCCUGGAGCAGUUCCGCAAGGAGGACGUGUUCAAGGAGAACUUCGACGAGCUGGACAACUCACGAGAGGUGGUGCAGCAGCUCGUCGACGAGUACAGCGCCGCUACGCGCCCCGACUACAUUUCCUGGGGAUCCCAGGAGCCGUGACCUCCCGUCCCCCCCUCCCAAGCCGGUGCCACGCUCAAACGGACCGAGAGCCUUCCCCUCGUUGGCAUGACCUAGUAGGAGCACAUAGCGAGAUUUCCCCUCUAGUAUUGCACACAGACCAGUGUCCACUGGGACCGUGAAUAAGCACAGCGCUUGUGUCCACUCAAUAGCAUAGCACUCCGCUCACUGCAUUCUGUACUUUUGUGUUUUCACCUGCACUUAGGAGCACCACAGUAAGUGUACGUGGUCUCUGAACGGCCUGGAAAAACCCGUGUCGGAUGGUGGAGAGUUCGGCCUGGCUAACUGGGGGUGGUGGGGGAAGACGAGCAUCGUUGGCAAGAGAUCCCGUAUAAGAGACAAGUUUAAUAUUAAAAUGAGCCAAGUGGCCACUCUGCGCAGGUGGGUAUAUUUGGUGUAACGUACCAGUUGAUGCGGCGACGACUUUGAGUAGCUUUUUAGGUAGCAUGUACCCCCCCAGCAUCUGGGGUGGGGAGCCACAAUUCAGCCGGAGGGUUUACCUCUGCUCUAAGUCAGGAUGCUGGUGGCCAGCCCUUCUUGUCAAGCACUCCAGGUGUGUGCAUCGGGUUUGUUUUAAUUGGCGUUUUCUGAGUACUAAGUGGCCUCACCUGUUGUGCCUGGUGGAAGUGAAACUAAUAGGAAAGUUUUCUCAAAAACCUGCAGGACUGCGUUUUCAAGGUUCAGGAUUGGCAACCUGUUUUAGGAGGCGAUGAGAACUUCCUGUGACACGUACAUCGGCUCUUGGUCCGAGCAGUAAAUGCGGAAUUGUUCUCCUAUGGUAGUGCUGCACGUGCCCACUGCAUGCUGGGAGAGUCCUCAUUUCACAGGGUUCUUCAGCAGGAAAGAGUUUCACUGCAGAUAGGGUAAAAUACAGCCGUUAUGGGGAUGGGAUGGGUCGGGUCAGCCUGUGGUUUGGUAGAGUACCACCACUGUAUCACCAACAGGUAUUGGCGCCAUUUUUCAUAGCCUCACUCUAAUUUUCUUCAAUAUGCAAAAGUGAGCACCUCAAGCCAAACCGCUGUACAGGAGACCACAUUCUCGCUUUUUUGUUUCGCACCGUUGUGGUUUCCUGUGUAGCGCAUGGAUGAAGCACAUUGUACAGGUCUUCUGCUUCGUUAAGUCUGCAGCUGUAUAUGCGUACGAAUGUAAAACACGCUUUGCCUGGAGCAGUCAAAGUGUUGCACUUCAUGUGUCCUUUUGUUUUCUACAAAUAAAUGGAUUGUGU
Scleropages formosus (Asian bonytongue) is the source of this 2683-nucleotide messenger RNA. RefSeq names its product tubulin, gamma 1 (gene tubg1). Gene Ontology annotation, cellular component: gamma-tubulin complex; microtubule. Gene Ontology annotation, biological process: cytoplasmic microtubule organization; microtubule nucleation. The coding region runs from base 85 to 1440 and encodes 451 amino acids. The record is from RefSeq and is a predicted model, not a curated record. Gene Ontology annotation, molecular function: GTP binding. The transcript has 11 exons. NCBI's taxonomy places the organism in Eukaryota, Metazoa, Chordata, Actinopteri, Osteoglossiformes, Osteoglossidae.